Sodiomyces alkalinus F11 is the source of this 900-nucleotide messenger RNA. RefSeq names its product LYR family protein. Lineage: Eukaryota; Fungi; Ascomycota; Sordariomycetes; Glomerellales; Plectosphaerellaceae. The transcript has 5 exons. The record is from RefSeq and is a predicted model, not a curated record. Gene Ontology annotation, biological process: mitochondrial electron transport, NADH to ubiquinone. The coding region runs from base 159 to 458 and encodes 99 amino acids.
CCGGCGACCUGCUGGCAUCUACGCAACUUUACGUAGUCCUGCAUUUCCCGCCGCAACUAGGUGCGCGUUGCAGUCCGUCAACCACCACGUUUAGUUUCUCUCCUAUUCUGCAGCGCCCGGCAGAAUAGUUUUGAAUUACUCGAUAUACGGAUUGCGCCAUGUCGACGCGUCAAGCUGCACUGUCGCUCUAUCGACGGUCCUUAAAGCUUUCCCUCGAUUGGGCGGUUCACCGUCAUCUCUGGAGAGGACAAGCCCUGUAUAUUCGGUCGCUCUUCGAGGCCAAUCGCCAUGUCACGGAUCCACGACAGAAGAGGGAGCUUCUAGCCGAGACAGAAAAGCUACUGGAACGAUGGAAGCAUCCCGAUCCGUAUAUCCCCCCCACGGCCCCAGGAGGGUCGAAAUAUGAACGCAACCUUCCUCCCCCUAUCACUGACCCCCCACCGCCCAUCAAGUUCUGAAGCAUGUAUUGUAAUGGAAAGGAAAAGGGUCUGCACGGUACAUAAGAUGGGAAUAAGAUAGAAAUUAAAUUACUGGCGGAGGAUCACAAAGCAGGGCUGCGAUUUCAGGACAUUGUGGCUUGAAUGAUCUGACGCGUAAUCCCUGGUCCACGGUCGACGGUCUCCGUCGCUGUCUCCGUCGCUCUGAACCGAAGAUAUGCUCCGCACCAAGCUUCAACUUUCCAUAUGCCGAAAUGGCACCAUGCCAUAACUCAAAAAUACAAAUUGACAAUGCAUACCAGCCUUGCGGAUUCGUCAACAGAUAAGUGUGGAGUUGUAAAAUCAUAUUGCGAACAACCAGAAGACAAUAGUGGCGGGGCAGACGCAAUUACGAAUGUAAAUGGGACGUUUGCAUCUUAAAAAUGUAUUUUCAUUCAUGACCAUAACGACCAUAAGCCAUGGG